This is a messenger RNA of Populus trichocarpa (black cottonwood), 746 nucleotides long. Its product is annotated as blue copper protein 1a. Gene Ontology annotation, cellular component: plasma membrane. Lineage: Eukaryota; Viridiplantae; Streptophyta; Magnoliopsida; Malpighiales; Salicaceae. The record is from RefSeq and is a predicted model, not a curated record. Gene Ontology annotation, molecular function: electron transfer activity. The transcript has 2 exons. Bases 115 to 621 code for a protein of 168 amino acids.
CUGCAAUAUUUGAACACUUUGCAACAAUCAAAUCGCAUCACAAAACAUCCCACCAACGCCAAUCAAAAAAGAAAGGAGGGAGAGGAUUGCUUAACUAGAAAAAAAAAAGUUGCAAUGGCGUCUUGUAGGAUAUUCAUGAUCAUCGCCAUUGUUGCAGUCUUCGUUCCUUCAAUCUUGGCAACAGAACAUAUGGUUGGUGACAAGACAGGUUGGACCCUAGGCUUUAAUUAUCAAACCUGGGCUCAGGGAAAAGCAUUUUACGUGGGAGACACACUAGUUUUCAAGUAUACGCCAGGAGCACACAAUGUGUUGAGUGUUAAUGGAACUGGAUUCGAAGAGUGCAAGGCAGCUGAUGAUAUUGUGCCCUUGACUACAGGAAAUGAUGUGAUUACACUCUCAACUCCUGGGAAGAAAUGGUACAUUUGUAGUGUGCCCGGGCACUGUGAGUCUGGGAACCAGAAGCUUUUCAUAACUGUGUUGCCUCAACUGUCAUCUCCAGCAACAUCACCUUUUCCCGGCCCAACUGACACCUCCCCAUCCGGAGCAGCAGGCAACAUUGCUUCUACAUACUAUGGGUUGAUUGCGGCCAUUGUAGGCAUCUUUGGGAUGAUCAUGUUUUAAUUUUCAUAAAGAUGUUGUCCAAGGAUUGUUUAUUCCCUUUAUUAUUUGUAAUCAUUCUUUAGAUGUUGGUUUGUAAGCUAAUUAUAUUUCAAUAAUAUAGCACUACUACUCAACAUUACCCUUAA